Bradysia coprophila is the source of this 1407-nucleotide messenger RNA. Its product is annotated as bacillopeptidase F-like. The record is from RefSeq and is a predicted model, not a curated record. Gene Ontology annotation, molecular function: serine-type endopeptidase activity. Lineage: Eukaryota; Metazoa; Arthropoda; Insecta; Diptera; Sciaridae. Gene Ontology annotation, biological process: proteolysis.
AUGAAGUUCCAAAUCGCUCAAAUUCUUUUCGGACUUGUUUGUCUGUCGGUUGCUAACCCAAUCGCAAGGGUUGAAGAACAGAUCUACAAAAAUCUUGCAGAAUCAGAACUAACCAACGUUCUGAUUACAUUCCGACGAGCUGACACUAAAUCUGCAUGGGAACGUUUCUACUCAUUGAGGCUCACAACCCGCGCAGCUAUUUUGGACACCCAACACGCCAUCCUUAAGGAUCACGCUGAUGUAGUCCAAGCUGACAUUACCGCAAUUUUGGAGAAAGUUAAGAUCGCAGGCAAGAAGCACUACGUUGAUCAACUCUGGAUCACAAAUGAGCUCAUCGUUCGCGAUAUUGACAGAGAAACCGUUGAACUAUUGAGGAACCAUCCAGACGUUGAAUCCCUGGUUGCUGAACAAUUCAUACAAUUGGAACAAACUGAAGAAGGCGAAAGCUUUGACCUCAGAGACUAUAACAACACCAUCCUCAAUCAAUGGGGUAUUGUAAAUGUAAACGCUCCAGCUGCCUGGGCUAGAGGACUUACUGGAACUGGAAUCGUUAUUGGAAACAUCGACACUGGAGCACGUCACACUCAUGUAGCUUUGGCUCCCACUUACCGUGGAAACAAUGCCGGAGAAAACCACAACUAUAACUGGUUUGCGCCAACUGGAAAUGCUGCAGUUCCUUCUGACACCAAUGGACACGGAACUCAUUGCAUUGGAAGUCACUCCGGUACUCAAGGUCUCGGUGUUGCACCAAACUCACGUUGGAUCGCUUGUCGUGGCUGUGCUGGUCCUGGUUGCUCCACUUUCGAUCUUAACUCUUGCGGCAACUUCAUGGCUUGUCCAACAAAUACUGCUGGUGGUGCAGCUCAAUGUGCUAGAGCUCCACAAAUCGUAAAUAACAGUUGGGGUGGUGCUGGUGGUUCAACUUGGUUCAAUCCUAUUUUGACUGCAUGGAGAAAUGCUGGUAUUUCAGCUGUAUUUGCAGCUGGAAACAGUGGCAAUGCCUGUAACACUCAUUCAUCUCCAGGAGAUCAACCACUCGCUUUCGCAGUUGGAGCCACUACAAGCACAAAUGCGCUUUGGACGUCAUCCAGUGUUGGUCCAGGCCCAGGCAACGCAGUAAAACCAAACGUUGCUGCUCCAGGUGCUAGCGUUGCAUCUGCUUCUCACUUGGCCGAUACAGGAUUGCGUACAUUGUCUGGCACCAGUAUGGCAGCUCCACAUGUUGCCGGAGCUGUUGCUUUGGUCUUUCAGGCUCGUGGUGGUACCGUUGUUGCAGCUCACGCUCGUCUCACUAGCACUGCUUUAGCUCACGUUUCCGGUGGCAGAACUUGUGGUGGAGUACCAGAGGGUACACGACCCAACAACCACGUCGGACAUGGACGUAUCGAUGCCAACGCAGCUGCUUAA